This is a messenger RNA of Nerophis lumbriciformis (worm pipefish), 1258 nucleotides long. RefSeq names its product noggin 1 (gene nog1). The record is from RefSeq and is a predicted model, not a curated record. Gene Ontology annotation, biological process: negative regulation of cell differentiation; osteoblast differentiation; dorsal/ventral pattern formation. NCBI's taxonomy places the organism in Eukaryota, Metazoa, Chordata, Actinopteri, Syngnathiformes, Syngnathidae.
GUCGAGCAGCUGGUCAGCGAACGUAAACAGCGUGGAGCAGCGCACGUGUUCCGCAGGAGUUCUCGUGGAGCGCCUCGGCGCCACGACGAGACGCUCCAGAAGGAUUUAUCGGACGUCUUAACAUGCCUGACCAGCUAGAGUCGUGUGCAGCCAUUCCAGCUGCACGGAGGCUGAUUUAGGAAGUCUGGAAAAGCAACAGGGGGCGUCUCCCCACGCCCCGCCCCGGUGGGGAUGUCCUCCCGCAGACAACAAGCGCGCAUUGACGGCGCAAGCACGCACGCACGCCGUGACAUCACGCACGCCGGCCUCCAUAUAACGCAGCCGCGUCGUCCCCGUGGAGGCCACGCACGAGCAUCAUGACGAGCCGGAGCGCGUGCACCGGAACCAGAACCCGCAGCGACGUCCGCAUGCCUGCUGCCCGCCGUGCGCGACACUCUUACGCGUAAUCGCGCCAUGGAUCCGAACCCGCACUCCGCGGUCGUGCUGGUUCUGUACCUGGGCCUGCUGCUGGACCGGGGAGGCUGCCAGCGCUACUACCUCCUCCGACCCAUCCCCAGUGACAGCAUGCCGCUCGUGGACUUAAAGGAGGACCCGGACCCCGUGCUGGACCCCAGGGAGCGGGACCUUAAUGAGACCGAGCUCAGGAGCCUCCUGGGAGACUUUGACGGCCGCUUUUUGUCCGUUUCGCCGCCCGGCGACGACCAAUUCCCCGGGAACGACGAGCUGGAGGACGCGGAUCUGCAGAAGCUGGGCGGGGUUCUGCCCAAGGAGAUCCGGGCUCUGGACUUUGACGCGCAGCUGGGCAAGAAGCACAAAGCCAGUAAGAAACUGAAGCGGCGCCUGCAGCAGUGGCUGUGGUCCUACACCUUCUGCCCGGUGCUGCACACCUGGACCGACCUGGGACACCGCUUCUGGCCGCGCUUCGUGCGCGUGGGCGGCUGCCUCAGCAAGCGCUCCUGCUCGGUGCCGGAGGGCAUGGUGUGCAAGCCCGCCGCCUCCACGCACCUGGGCCUGCUCAGGUGGAGGUGCUUGCAGAGGAAGGCGGGGCUCAAGUGCGCGUGGAUCCCGGUGCAUUACCCCGUCAUCACGGACUGCAAAUGCGCGUGCGCGGGCUAAUCAUCAUUGCGCUGCGAGUGUUUAUUAUUUUUAUUUAGUGGACUAUGAAUGUACAACAAGUUGUGACUUCUCCUGCCCUGUAAAUUAAGGACAUUUUGCUAUUUAUUCUUUAUAUUCUUGCAAUAAAACUACACUGACUUGA